Canariomyces notabilis is the source of this 1322-nucleotide messenger RNA. RefSeq lists its product as uncharacterized. The record is from RefSeq and is a predicted model, not a curated record. The transcript has a single exon. The coding region runs from base 212 to 1099 and encodes 295 amino acids. NCBI's taxonomy places the organism in Eukaryota, Fungi, Ascomycota, Sordariomycetes, Sordariales, Chaetomiaceae.
CGUUCAUUCGAAUACCGCCUCCGCGACUCGUCCUUUAUUCGAAAGCGUGUGACCUCGUUUCUUCGGGAUCUCUGUGGUUCGGUUGAGGAUGGUGUGUUUCACUUUUAUAUAGGUUUCGCUUCCUCUGUUCAGACGAGUGGUAGGAAUCGCUGUUGCUCGAGGAGUUCAUCAUCGUAGUGAUGCCCGGAGCAACACCUCCGACACCGUCGCUAUGGAGCUAGACGAAUAUUUCCGAUCUGGGGAGGUACUCGAGACCUCCGAGUUGAGCCAGGUCCUCGACGCAAUUAGUCAUAUUAUCAACUGUCUCUUGCGCCUGUCAAUCGCAAUUCGAGACCCAGCUCCGUACGACCAAUUCCGAUCGCGUGUCGUAGCGGAAUCCGCGCACCUCGAGUUUUGGGAUAUUCGCCAUGUCAGCGAGAAGUUCCCAAACGCAAACAACAAGACGGCCGAGCGUCUCGGCCGGGCCAUGACGUUGCGCCGCCAGUACUUCAAGUAUAGAGAAGAGCAUCAUGGCCGCCUUGCCGAGGGGCUGGAUCCCGAUAUCGAUGUCCCUACAGAUGGCGCGACGACGGUGGCCCCGCCUAUCCCAGGGCAUUUGGUUGAAUCGUCCGACGACCCGCUGACGCUCUCGGAUGCUAUGGCCAACCUCGACGACGCGCUUUCCGACGCCUCUGGCACUUCAUAUGCAGCAUCCCAGUUUGGGGCAGACGGGUUAACAGAGCCCCCCAUACCAAAGGGUUACAACCAAGGCCCAAUUAAAUGUCCGUUUUGCCAGACAAUCAUUCAAGUUGACAACCUGAGUGCGUGUAGAAAACACUUCUACCGAGAUCUCAGACCAUACGUCUGUCUCGCUGAAGACUGUCGUAUGCCUGACCGUCUGUACUCCCGCCGACGGGAAUGGGUCAAGCAUAUGGAGCUGGAACACUGGAGGGUUUGGACUUGUCCACUUGAAUGUACCUCAAUGGCAUUUUCGAAUGUCACGGAAUUCGGACACCAUGUAGUUGACAUCCACGGCUCAAGGUACUCAGUUGAAGAUCUUGACGCAUUAGCAAACCUGAGCAGCAACUCUGAUCCUUGUGCAUCGAAGCGUACCUGUUGAACGCCAAAGAAUAUCAACGCCAUGUCGGGCAUCACCUCGAGCAGCUCGCUCUCUCUACCGUCUCUUCGGCUUUGUACGACGCUGAGGAUAGCGAUGGCGAUAGCGGUGCAGAAAUGAAUCAAGUCGAUGGGUCUGAGAGCAGCAUUGUGGGUAGUAUUAAUGAUAAUGUGGGAAUGGACAAGCAUCGUGACAUGUCAAGGCAAAGUCAUGUCACACAUGUCGA